This is a messenger RNA of Arabidopsis lyrata subsp. lyrata, 542 nucleotides long. RefSeq lists its product as uncharacterized. NCBI's taxonomy places the organism in Eukaryota, Viridiplantae, Streptophyta, Magnoliopsida, Brassicales, Brassicaceae. The coding region runs from base 13 to 435 and encodes 140 amino acids. The record is from RefSeq and is a predicted model, not a curated record. The transcript has 3 exons.
UGCGAAGAGUGCAUGACUGCUAUAAGCGUCUCAAAUCUUCUAUUGGUCAGAGAGAUGGUGGUGGAUGCUCUGCGAAUCUUGAGCAAGCGUAUCGUUCCCUCAUAUCCGCUUCCAGAGGCUGUACUAGCGUUAAGCGGCCUUGUGGCUGAUCUCAUUCUUCGGUAUGCACUAUACUGCCCUACUGCUGUCGGAGAUGCAUUGCAAGCUGUUAUCGACAUGCAUAACUUCAGCGUGGAAGCUUUAAAGAGAGGACAAGAUACUGAUGGUGUUGCUUUUCAAACUGCUAAAGCCUGCAUAUUUGGUCUGGUUGACCUAUGUUCUGCUGCUUAUUCAAAGACAACAUCAUCACCAGGGGGUCGUGAUAUCCGCUCUGCUGUGUUCAAGCUUGUAUCAGAGUGUAUUUGGAGCUCGCUAAGAGCUCACUUGGACGUUUGAGAAAGAAGAGACUAAGCUUGAGUGGAGAUAGAAAUGUAAACCAUCAUAUGAUUGUAAGGAGAUCACUGCUGGGAUCUUGGAGUUUCUUAUGGAGGCUAACAUAAGGU